UGGGGGCGGGGCCUGCAGGGGCGGGGCCUGAGGCGGGGCUGGCAUCCAGCGCCUGCCCCGCCCACCCCAGGCUCUCCGACGCCUUUAUCAACAUUGAUGCCGAGGGGGCUGGGCCUUCGGAGAUAAGCUGGUGGGGGGGUGGGGGGUGGGGGGCGGGGAGGAACAGAGUAGCGCUGAGAACCUUGGGAACCUGCGGGGCGAGGGUGGGGGCGGGUCGCGGCGUCCCGGGGCAGGAAGAGGUCAGUGGUACGAGGGGGUCAUGGCCAGGUCGGUGCUGGGUGAGGCAAGCCAGGCUCAGUCCCCUUCUGACUCGAAGCCCGGAUCCGUGGGAGGGUGGCCGAACCGGAGGAGCGGUUGACAGAGCUCCAUUCUUGCUCCGGAGGAUGAAGGGAGAGGCCGGUUACUCUCUCGUCCUUGUAGCAUACUGGCUGCCUGUGAUCACUGCUCUGGGCCUCAGUUUCCUCUCUCUGUGCCAAGGGCUUGAUCCCGUGGAGUUGUCCACACCAGACACAAAACAAUGCUGCUCAUCUGGACCCCAGGCCAGGCCCUGGGCCCACUGCCACCGCUCCGGGCCUCGGGUCACAGAUUACAGGGUGGGGCGGCUCUGGAGUAGGGCAGUUAUGAGAGACUUCCUAGAGACCCAGAGAAGUCUAAGGGGAGGGGCCUUGGAGAGUUCCUUGUGCCCCCACCCCGCAUUAAGCUGCUGAGGCUGCAUUGUGCCAGGUGGGGUGUCCUGCCCACAACGAGGGCGGAGGGAGGUGCCGUUUUGGUUGAGUCAGGAAUGUGGAAAGGGAGCCAUGGGAAGAUGUAGGGGAGAGGCUUCCAGGCAAAGGAAACAACAAGUGCAAAGGUCCAGACACUAGAAUGAGGUCCGCGUCUUAAGAGACACAAGAAUCCUGUAGCUGGAAUGUAGUGAGAACUGGGGACAGUGAUAGGAGAUGCAGCCAGAGGGACAGGCAACUGGGGAUUUGAUUUUAGGGAAGCUUCUGGAAAGUUUGAAGCAGGGGGAUGGCAUGAUCUGAUUUAUGGUUGAAAGAUCCCUCUGGCUACGGCGGGAGGAUGGAUGUAGGGACCAGGGAGAUCGAGAGAGGAGCUCGUGCUGCCAGUUGGUGUGAGAGGCUGCUUUCCAGAGCAGGGCAGGAGUUGUGAGAGGGCUGGCCAGGCUCAGGGGCCCGGAUGAACCAGCCGCUGGCCAGUCUGCUGGGUGUGAGGGGAGAAUAGGAACCCAGGAUGGCUCCCAGGUUUGGGGCCUGAGCAGCUAGAUGUUCCUGCCAUUUCCGGAGGCUGUGAGGAGGUAGAUCUGAGAGAGGCCUGACGUGGAUGUCAAGUGUGAGGGCAGACAUGCCAGGACAGAUGGGACGAGAUAAAGGAGACAGAUGGAGGCUGGGGGAGUUCGGGAGGGGUGGGAGUUGGGGUCAGAAGAGAGCGUUUCCAUGGUGUUUACAGCCUGGGGACUGGAACUUGGGAAAAAAAUAGAAAGGAGACGGCGAAGGAGCGGAGGCUUGUGCCUGCUGACAUUUAAAGGCCCCAAAGGAGGCGGCCGGUGCGGUGGGGAGAAAACUUGGGCUGGGGGAGGUUUCAAAAGGAAAGGUUGGUCAGCGGAGUUCCUGGUUGGUGGAGGGGAAAGGUAAGGUGAAGACAGGGAGCCAACCCCCAGCUUUUGGGCUCUGGGGACUAGGAAAGGGCCAUUUCCAGGGAAUGAAGAACAAAGACCAACCAGGGUGGACUGAGAGAGAAAGUGAGAUGAGGUGGGGAGAAGUGACUGCAUGUGAUUUUGCUGGGGCCCAGACAAAAGGAGUCGGGAAACAGGUGUGCACAGGCAAAGAGGUGGAGCCAAACACAGGCACCUCACAGGCACACACGCACAGUCACAGAAAGGAACAGAGGCUCAAAAAGGCAUUCUCCCACACACGAGGUCAGACACACAGACACACACAGGGGCUGGCCAAGUGCCUUGUGACACGGGCCUCCCUUCACACACAGGGACCCAGUAACUCUAUCUGUUAAACACAGUCACACACCGGCAGUAGGUCCUCCUGGGCACAGCUGGACCCAGAUUUCCUGGAAUCCCCUCACCCUGUGACAGAGAGCAGUGGGGGUGAGGACUGGACAUGGGGAAAGGGUCUUGGGACCAAUUGGCAGCUUUUUUUUUUUUAAGGGAUUUUUUAAAAUUAAUUAUUUAUUCAUUUAUUUUUGCCUGCGUUGGGUCUUCGUUGCUGUGCACGGGCUUUCUCUAGUUGCGGCGAGCAGGGGAUACUCUUCGUUGCGGUGUGCGGGCUUCUCACUGCAGUGGCUUCUCUUGUUGCAGAGCACGCUCUAGGUGCUGGGCUUCAGUAGUCGUGGCGCACGGGCUUAGUUGCUCCGCAGCAUGUAGGAUCUUCCCGGACCAGGGAUCUAACCCGUGUCCCCUGCAUUGCAGACGGAUUCUUAACCACCGCGCCACCAGGGUAGCCCCCAGUGGCAGCUUUUAGCCGUGUUCCCGCACUGGAAGGGGCAUCCACACCGGCUGCACCGUGGCUGGGACUGAGGCCUGUGGUCUAAGUUAAGGAUGGCCGUGCCCCUGGAGGUUCUGGAAGGCUCUGUUUUCCAGCUCUUCCCCCACCCCACAAUCAGGAAGGAAAGGAGGGGGUUAGCCUAGGCGUGGAAGCGGCGUGUUCCCUGCAAGGGCUGGACUGGCCUCUCCCACGAUGGGUAUCAGGGCUCCCUGGGGAGGGCUGUGCCGGGCAGCGAGCCCGAAUUGGGAUGGGGAGGGCAGCAGAGAUGCAGGAGGGAGCCCUGGCCACCUUCCCCCACCUUCUGAAGUGACCUGGGUCUCGCAGAGCCAGACUGCCGACCCCCCCGAACCAGCCUUGGCGCUGCUUCCUCCUAAUGUUUGCUGGGGUGGCCUGGCCUUCUGGAGGUCGGGGAUCAGGGACUCUCAGAAGGGAAAUCACAGUGGAUUCCACACCCCACAUCUUGGUGCAGCCCAGGCCUCCAUCUCCCGCUCUCUCUGGCCACUGGUACCCUGGAGGUGAGGCCUGGCAGUCCAGCCAGGGGAAGGGGUUGGCUCUCAGAGAGCUGGGUUAAUAUUUGUUGACUGACUAACUGAUUGACUAAGUGUGAAUGCCCCAGCCCGACAAGUGCUGGGGCGUGUCCUGCUGGGCGGGAACAGGGAUUCAGUUACAGUGUUGGGGAGGGCAAUGGGCAGAGCCUGGCCCCGAGCCAGGCCCAGCACUGCCCACAGGCAGGGUGAAGGAACGAGCAGUUUCCAGCAGGUAGGCCGGGCAGGGAGGAGACUGGGGGGCCAGGGUGGGGAGGGCCGCCCCAAAUGGGGUGUACCACGUCGGGUCACUGGGCUCGGGGCUGCCGAGGGGCCGGUAGAACUGGGAAGGCAGCGAGCAGCCCAGCAGGUGAGGGCACUGGUGGAGGCAGGGAGGCUGCGACCAGAGCAAUCCUCAGGGGCAGGAAAGUGUCAGAUUUUCUAUGGGGUGGGGGGGCGUGUCUGUCUCCCAGAGUCCAUACACCUGGGGCCGGGGCCCUGUCCCUCCCUCCCACUCCAGCAGGCAGUGCCCCCCCGCCCCCUUCCUGGAAGUCGGGCAAAGUGACCUCAGGGUCCGCCCCUUCUCAGGAUCCUCAGGAGGCGGAAGUUACACACCUAGGGGAGAAAAAGGGGCACCAGAGGAGGGAGGAGGCUCUGGGUAGAGGGAGGGGCGGGGGGUGUGGAAGGAGGGGGCUCCGAGGGAGAGAAAGGGGCCCCUGGGUGGGAGGAGAACCCGGGGAAGGGAAAAGGAGGCCAGGGGAGAGAGAGUGCAUUGGGGAAGGAAAGGGGUGUGAGAGGGCAGCUCCAGGGGAAAGAAGGGAGGAGGAAGGGAGCACAGAAAGGGUGGAGGGGCAGUCAGGAGAGAAGGGGGCACUGGGGAGAGGGAGGAUGCAUGGGGGGAGGAAAAGGGCACCCAGAAAAGGAGGGGGCACCGGGACAGAAGGGCACGUCAGAGGAGGAACUGGACAUCUGGGAGAGGAAGGGGGCCAUGGCUGGAGGGAGUGAGCCCCCAGGGAAGAGAAGGGAGCUUCCAGUAGGAGGAGAGGAUACCUGGUAGAGGGUCCCCACUCGGGGUGGAUGAUGGAAGGGGAAGAGGGGACACCCUCGGGUGGGAAAACCUGGUGGGUCAGAAGGGGCACUCUGGGGAGGGCAGGGGCCUCCUGAGGGAAAAGGGACUGCCUGGAGGAAAGAAGAGGGUGCUGGGGAGAUAUGGCCCCCACCCUUUGAGCAUCCCUUCUCCAUCCCCCCAGAAUCCAGUUGGAAGACAGGUUACAUGGGAUGAGGCCUCAGGCCCUGGGAGCCUGAGAGUUUGGCUCUGCAGGCUGGCACUGGAUAUGCGGGCACCCUCCAAGCUCCCUGGGGAUGAUGCUGUCCCUACCCCAUGCAACCAGCCCAGUCCCAACUUCCUGGCCGCAGUCUGACUUCCCUGCCCCAGAGGGAGCCCUGGUGACCCCUGUGCUGAGCCAACCAAUCUUCCUGUCACUCUGUCACUAUUUCACAGUUACAGCUCCUAGUCUGUACCUCUGGUCACUGCCUGCCUGUGCCCUGGUGGUUGUCACUAAUCACUGCUUCUGCCCGUCACCGCCGAAUGUCACUACCCCUGUCACUUGAUGUCACCACGUGUUUCCUGUUGAUUGAGACCACCGUUACAUGGUCACCGUGUCUGCCUGUCACUCAUGUCACUGUCACAGCAACAGGCCAUCACUGCGACAGCAGUUCUGGGUGCAGUUAGAGCACGUGGUGACUCCCUUCUCUGUCCGCUUUCACUCCUGCAGUCAUGGGCUGAGAACCUGCCAGGUGUCAGGCAGCAGGAGCCGGCAGUAAACCAGGAGGACAAGCCCCUGGCCCCGGAAUCCAAUGCUCUAGUGAGGGAGGCCAGGCCGUCAGCACACAGGGUCUCCAGUACGGGUUCGGGGGGGCGGCUCUAGCCCCAGCAGGAACCCCCUCUGCCCGCCCUGUUCUGGGCAGCUCCCUCUUCCACCCCACCUCACCCCACAUCCACGGCCAUCUUGGCCCUCUUUGAGAGGGCUGGGUGUUUCCCACUGUGAGCUCACCAGGGCCUGGGCCCAGCCUGGACAAAGACGUAAGGAAGCUGGGCCACUCGGUGCCACCUGCCACGCUCUGCCUCUGAUUCUGUAACUCUGUAUCUCCCCUCCCACUUCAUUUCCCCUGAUCAUGCAGGGUCAAGGUUGUUCCUCCUGCUGAUAUAGCACGGCUAGAGUGGAGUGGAGAGGGGAGGGGAGAGGAGUGAACACCACACCAGGGCCACUAGGAGUGAGAAAUUCAGAAAGAAGGGACUUCUGGGUCUAUUGGGCAAAGCAGCAGCAAGAAGGAAAAGUUGCAGCUGGCAGGAUUUAGUUUACACGUCGAAAGAAUUUCCACGGAUGAAGGAAUGACCAAGCCUCAUGCAGAGGUUUCUGAAGGAGGGAUGCAGGGAAGCCCGGGGUCGUUGAGAGUCACCUGCCGACAUGAAACAAAAUCCAGAGCCCCCUUCUUCCCCAGAUCCCUCUCAUUCCACGCUUCUCUCUCCUGUGCACACUCAGAACCACAGAGCACGGCAAAGUUGCUGUUUGCAGAGCCAGUGGCUGUUUGCAGUCUGUGUGUAUUAAGCGUUCAGCUGUGUUUCAAGAAUUUGAGAAUGUUUUGGUUUGAUCUAUGCAAACUGCUCAUGUCAGCUAAGCCUGUCACUUGCUGCAGAGUCUGUCAUCUUCAGAGACAGUCCGUGUGUGCAGAGUCUGUCCUGGGUUUGCAGAACAUGUGUCUGAUCUGCAGAGCUUCUUUCUGUCCUGAGCCUGUUUUGAGAGUGUCUUUUUUCAGAACCUGGGUCUUUUUAAACAGUCUGUCCCUCUUUCUUCAUGGAUAAGAUAUGCUUUUAUUGCAGAAGCGGCCCUGAACGCAAGCCUAUCCCUGUCUCUGGAGCUUGUCCCGCGGCCUUGGCUGGGACAGCUCUUUCUGCCUAAAGACACCGUCCCUGUCUAUAAAGCAUUGUCUGUUUACAGUUCCUGGCCCUGUCAGCAGAACCUGUUUCCUCUGCAAGGAGUAUCUCUGUCUCUAGACUCUGUCCCUAUUCAUAGAGUCUUUUCCUAUUUCAGAGCCUAUUCUGUCUGCAGAACCUGAGCCCUAUUUGUACAGUCUGUGACAUUUUUCAGGGCCUUUGCCUAUUUGCACAGCUUGUCUCAACUUCCUGGAUAGAAAUUCUCGUCUGCUUGCAGGCUUUCCUCCUACGAAGAGUUUCUCACCUGCCAUGGGUCACUGUGUCUGGGAGCACCCCUGUCUUUCGACAGAGCACAUCCCUGUUGGCAGAGCCCAUGCCUGUCUGCACAGUCUACUCCUAAUUCCAUGGGUACUUGUUAACAGAACCUGUCCCUAUUCAUGGAGCCUUUAUCUCUCUCUAGAACUCAUCCUUUUCUAAAGCCUGUCCCUGUUUGCCGAACCUGGGCUCUCUACAGAACCCAGCCCCGUUUUAAGAUCUUGCCCAUGUCUGGGGCAUCUGUGCUGGAACAUGGAGCUGAUUUCCCGGCCGGCUCCUUUCAGCACAUCCUGCCCUCUCUGAAGACACUGUCACUGUUAACAGAGGCUGUCUGUUUGCAGAGCCUGUGUGGGCUUACAAAACCUACCCCAAUCUGCCAAGUCUCUGUCUAUACAGGCUUUGUCUGCAGAGCCUGUGUCUUUUUGCAGAGCCCGGAUUGCUCUGCAGAGCUCACGAUUGCUUGCCCAGGCUGUUCCGAUCUCCUUGUUUGCAGGAUUUGAGGCUGUUUCCCAAGGCUGUCCCUGCAUGCAGAGCCUGACCAUGCCUAGAGAGCUUUUGCCUGUUUCAGAGCCUGCCUCUGUCUGGCAAGCACUUCUCUUACUGGUGAUGCUGUGUCUCUUUGCAGAGCCUUGCCUAUCUACGUGCCUGUUCAUAUCUGCAGAGCCUGUCUCUUCUGCAAAGAGUCCCUGUCUUAAGGGUUUGUCCCCAUCCACAUUUGCAAAGCCUUUCCCAAUUCUGCAAAACCCCUCCACACCUGCAGAACCCGGGACUGUCUGUAGAGCCUUUCUCAGUGUUCAUAAACUUUACCUGUUUGCCCAGCUUGUCUGAAUUUCCCUGGGUCCAGUCUGUGUCUCUUCACGUAGGUCAUCCUUACAAAGGUGGUCCCUGUCAACAGAACUCAUCUUUGUCAGGAGAACCUGUGCCUGUUGCAUCCCCUUCCUGGGUCUGAGGAAGCUGUCCCUUUUCUCUGCAGGAUGGACACCAACAGGGGCCUCCCAGCCAUCGAGAGCCACAGGGACCUCCACAUAUGGAUCACUGAGAACCUGAAGAUGGUGCCGGUCCCCGAGCGGGCUUAUGGGAACUUCUUUGAGGAGCACUGCUAUAUCGUCCUGCACGUCCCCCAGAGCCUGAAGGCCACGUCGGGGGCACCCAAAGACCUGCACUACUGGGUCGGGAAGGAGGCGGGUGUGGAGGCGCAGGGUACGGCGGGCUCCUUCGUGCAGCACCUGCAGGAGGCGCUGGGUGGCGCCACCGUUCAGCACCGCGAGGCGCAGGGCCACGAAUCCGCCUGCUUUCGCAGCUACUUCCGCCCUGGAAUCAUCUACCGGAAGGGAGGCCUGGCCUCUGCCCUCAAGCACGUGGAGACCAACGUGUACAACAUCCAGCGACUGCUGCACAUCAGAGCGGGGAAGCACGUGUCAGCCAGCGAGGUAGAGCUCUCCUGGCACAGCUUUAAUAAGAGUGACAUCUUCCUGCUAGACCUGGGCAAGAUGAUGAUCCAGUGGAAUGGGCCCAAAACCAGCACUGCUGAGAAGGCGCGGGGCCUGGCCCUGACCCGCAGCCUCCAGGACAGGGAGCGUGGUGGCCGUGCACAGAUUGGUGUGGUGGAUGAUGAGGCUGAAGCCGCUGACCUCAUGCAGAUCAUGGAAGCUGUGCUGGGCUGCAGAGUGGGCAACCUGCAUACCGCCAUGCCCAGCAAGAGUACUGACCAACUGCAAAAGGCCAACGUCCGCCUCUACCAUGUCUACGAGAAGGGCAAGGAUGUGGUGAUCCAGGAGUUGUCGACCUGUCCUCUGGCCCAAGACCUACUGCAGAAGGAGGACUGCUACAUCCUGGACCAGGGUGGUUUCAAGAUCUACGUGUGGCAGGGACGCAUGACUAGCCUCCAGGAGAAAAAGGCUGCCUUCAGCAGGGCUCUGGGCUUCAUCCAGGCCAAGGGCUACCCGAGCUACACCAAUGUGGAGGUGGUGGACGAAGGCGCCGAGUCGGCCGCGUUCAAGCAGCUCUUCCGAUCGUGGUCUGGGGAGCAGCGCAAGAACAAGCACCUCCGCGGAAUGGGUAAAUUACUUCAGGUGAAACUGGACGUGGGCAAGCUGCACAGCCAUCCUGAGCUGGCGGCCCAGCUCAGGAUGGUGGACGACGGCUCUGGGAAGGUGGAGGUGUGGUACAUCCAGGGCUCACGCAGGCAGCCCGUGGACCCCAUGCAUCACGGACAGUUGUGCGCAGGCAACUGCUACCUUGUCCUCUACACGUACCAGAAGAUGGGCCUCGACCAGUACAUCCUGUACCUGUGGCAGGGCCUCCAGGCCACCGCACACGAGAUCAAGGCCCUGAAGGGCAACGCCGAGGAGCUGGACCUCCAGUACCACGGAGCGCUGGUGCAGGAGCACGUGACCAUGGGCAGUGAGCCCCCUCACUUCCUCGCCAUCUUCCAGGGCCAGCUGGUGAUCUUCCAGGGGAGCGCUGGGCACAACGGGAAGGGGCAGCCAGAGUCCGCCACAAGGCUCUUCCACGUACGAGGCACCGACAGCUACAACACCUGGACCCUGGAGGUGCCAGCCCGGGCCUCAGCCCUCAACUCCAACGAUAUCUUCCUGCUGGCCACAGCCAGCCUCUGCUACCUCUGGUUUGGGAAGGGCUGCAGCGGUGACCAGCGUGAGAUGGCACGGACAGUGGUCACCGUCAUCUCCAGGAAGGACAAGGAAAUGGUGCUGGAGGGUCAGGAGCCUCCCCACUUCUGGGAGGCCCUGGGGGGCCGGGCACCCUACCCCAGCAGCAAGAGGCUCCCCGAGGAUGUGUCCGACUUCCAGCCACGACUGUUUGAGUGCUCCAUCCAGACGGGCCCCCUGGUCCUCACGGAAGUGGUGUUCUUUAGCCAAGAGGACCUGGACAAGUAUGACGUCAUGUUACUGGACACCUGGGAGGAGAUUUUCCUGUGGCUGGGGGCAGCUGCGAGCGAGUGGAAGCAGGAGGCCGUGGCCUGGGGCCGGGAGUACCUGAAGACGCACCCAGCAGGGAGGAGCCUGGCCACGCCUAUCGUGCUGGUCAAGCAGGGCCACGAGCCUCCCACCUUCACUGGAUGGUUCCACACCUGGGACCCCUACAAAUGGACGAACAAUCAGUCUUAUGAGGAGGUGGUGGAGGGCGGCAUGGGAGCAGUAUCUGCCAUCUCAGAGAGAACAGCACAGGUCAGCAGCUUCCGGCUGUCCAGAUCGCCACGCAAUGGCAGGGCAGGCCCGUUGGCCCUGUGGGCCCUCAAGGGCUCCAAGGACAGCUCCGAGAACGAGCUGGAGCGGGGCCCCAAGGCGGGCAGCGGCCCCAGAUCCGUGGCCAGCAGGAGCCUGCCCCGGGAACAGCUGAGGCACCAGGCUGUUGAGGACCUGCCGGAGGGUGUGGACCCGGCCCACAAGGAGUCCUAUCUCUCAGACUCUGAUUUCCAAGAUAUCUUUGGGAAGUCCAAGGAGGAGUUCUACAGCAUGGCCAAGUGGAGGCAGCAGCAGCAGAAGAAGCAGCUCGGCUUCUUCUGAACCCCGGCCCUGCCGGCUCCAUCUACGUGGCCAAGACGCCUGCCUGCGGGCACCUCCCCUACACAUAUACGAGCCCCCCGGGGAGGCCCUCCUGGCGCACCCUGCUUGGAGACUCCUGGGUCACUAAAAUAAAAGCCUGUGGCCUUCACAAGAUGUGGUGA
Orcinus orca (killer whale) is the source of this 9957-nucleotide messenger RNA. It is a transcript of the gene VILL, whose product is annotated as villin like. The record is from RefSeq and is a predicted model, not a curated record. Gene Ontology annotation, molecular function: actin filament binding; phosphatidylinositol-4,5-bisphosphate binding. Gene Ontology annotation, biological process: cytoskeleton organization; actin polymerization or depolymerization; actin filament severing. The transcript has 20 exons. Gene Ontology annotation, cellular component: actin cytoskeleton; cytoplasm. Lineage: Eukaryota; Metazoa; Chordata; Mammalia; Artiodactyla; Delphinidae. Bases 7244 to 9796 code for a protein of 850 amino acids.